Molecule: messenger RNA, 12843 nt
Organism: Plasmodium knowlesi strain H
Lineage: Eukaryota; Apicomplexa; Aconoidasida; Haemosporida; Plasmodiidae
Product: conserved Plasmodium protein, unknown function
Exons: 3
Coding region: 1-12843 (4280 amino acids)
Source: RefSeq, a predicted model, not a curated record
AUGGACGACGAUAAGCUGAGCAGUCUUAUUCAAAAAAUAGGGCACAACAUAGAUGACAUCCGAGAUAGGUCAAUGAUUAUGCUGAUACAAAAAUAUGAAAAAAGUAUAAUAAGCGAAACAGACUUUAAGAAAAGAAAUUAUUUCUUUGAUAUUAUUCUUCGUUACAUUAACGAUAGAAACAGCUCCAUUCCUUUGAAAGCGCUGAUCCAUAUUUUGGACUUCGUUCGGUGCAUAAUAGAGAAGGAUCAAGAUAUCAAAAGCAAAUUCGAACAAUUCGGAAUACAUGCAUUCACCAAGGAGUUCUUAACCCAUUUUAGAGAUAACGAAGACAGGUACAAAAAGAAUAGUGCCGCCAAAAAAUUAAAUGUACAACAUGACAUAGAUAAUAACUGCCUCAUAAACUAUGAGCAAAUGCAAAUGCAAAACAGUAACAAUGAAUAUAACCAGGUGGUCAGAAUUCUGAACCAGCUGAUUCGUACCUACAAUGGGGACAACCCAGACGACUUCUCAAAGUGGGACACUCAAAAAUAUGCACCUAAUGUUCACGUAAAUAAUACCCCCAAUGAUCUAAGUAAUGCAAAUGGGGAGGCCGAAUCGCCAGAAAGCAACGAAAAGCUAAACACACAAAAAACUCCCCAUAACAAAAACAACGUAACGGAAAAGACGAGCGACAUGAUAGAUUUAAAUAAAGAAGAAGGAGAAUACAAUGUUACACGAAAAAAAAGUUCCUCCAUAAAGGAGAAGACAUGUACUCCCCCCCGGAGGAAGGAACACUCACCUGAGAAGGCAAAAGAAAACACAAAAAAAAUCACCUCAAGUAGGCAGGACAAUACAGAUAGUACACUCUCACAAAAGGAUCUCCUAAAUAUAAGCCAAAUAAUGGAAAAAAAUAACUGCAUAAAUAUAUUUACAAAAAAUAAUUUUUCCAAAAGUGAAGAUUUCGAGUAUUACAACUCUUUAUAUGAAGCAAAAAAUGAAGUGAAUAAGAGGAGUAUAUAUUUGCUCCUAACCUAUAAGAUAUAUAAGGCGAACAAAAUAAGGGAAGGGCAUGAUAACUUAAAGCAUGGAUCGGUAUCUACACGGCGAAGUCUGCAAAGCUACUACAAUUGUGAUGAAUGUUAUUAUUCACACAUUUUGAAUAAGUACACAUUUUUCUACCUAUACAACUUCUUCGACUGCUUCGAUGUCUUCAGAAGGAACUUCCUAGACAUAAACGGAGUAGAACAUGCAAUCGAAGGGGGAGACCCCAUAAAGGGGGGUGUGAGAAAAAAUCAACAAGAUAGAAGCAAAGAGGGGGAAAAUUUCUUCGAGGAGUAUUUCACCUACUUAAAUAAUAAACACGUAUAUAACAAAAGCAUAAGCUACAAAAUAAAAAAUUACAUUAACAAAAUGAAUCUCCUGCAUUUCUACCUGAGCAUGAAGUUUAACUAUUUCGAAUGCUUAGGGAUGAAUAUAAUAAAAAAAAUAGUAAGCAUAGACGACUUAAUUUAUAUGCACAAAGAAGUGAACAAAAUUUUAAAUGAAUAUAUUUACAUUUUCAAUAAAGAUAUAUUUCUCUUUAACUAUAAAUUUGUGUACACACUUAGUUACAAUAUUCACUAUAUUUAUAAAAAUUACGUCGAAAAUAAUCAGGCACAAAAUGAAUUCCAUCAUAUGAAUAACCUUCUAAAUAGUCUAGCUUAUCUUAUUUUUAUAAUUAUUUAUAGCCUUUACAUAAGCGUAACCCAGAGUGGUGGUGGAUGCCUUUGUAACAACAUUCACAAUAUCUACCUUAAUAACUUUUUUUUCCUGAUUAACCAAAAUGUGUUUUACUUACUUUUGCUUCGAAAAGGAGGAAAAAGUUCCAACUCCUCCGCUGGAAAUCAAAUCGGUCCAGAGUUCAAGUAUGGCCAUAAUAGGAACAAGGUGAACAGUGCACAGGGAAAAGGCCCUCCUCAAUCCGAAAACAACGCAAACCAGACAAGUGGGACAGAUGACCUCAAUAGCAUAAACUCAUUUUACCUAAGGAAGAACGAAGAGAGGGCGAUUCGAAAAUCGGGCGAUAGCACCAGUGUACAUUUCAACGAGGGGGACACCUACUAUUACUUAUUCAUAACGAAAAAUAAUUGCGUCUAUUUUUUCAAAGUAUUAAUUUUCUUCAUGCUAGAAAUUUUAAAAUUUUCGCACUGCAAAAUUAGUAGCAUAAAGGAAAGAUGCACUACCCUCAACUUCCACAUAGACAAUUUUGUCGUCAUUUACAAUUUCCUGUGUAACGUUUUAGAAUACUACUUUGAUGAGCCAGGAAAGAAGAAAGACUCACACUUGGAGAUUCUCAUUGAUUACAUUGAAGAGAACAACUUACAUGGGCAUGGAGAUAAGAAGGCAAAACAAAAUGGGGCCCCCCAUAGGGAAUACCUUUCAGAAAAUUUAAGCAUCCAAGAGAUCAACAGUUUUUCUUCCUCCUCUUCCAACUCCUCUAGCGAUUUAAGAAAAAACAAAUUUCAAAGUAUUGAUAUGUUUACUAAUAGUGAUCUUCGGAAAACUUACAAAUACAGCCCUAAGCAAUUAGAGCUCCUGAAAAUCGUCUGCCUUUACAUAAACUACACUCCCGUGUCAUUCAUUUUGAUGAAAAAAAUACAACCCAAAUUAGUCGACCUGUUUAGACGGUUCCUCUUCGACAUGCACCUAAACACGCACCACUUAGAAUUGUUGCACUUUUUCAAAAUUUUUUUCUUCUUUUAUGAUUACGAAAUUUAUAAGGAGUACAUCGAUUUCCUGUGUUACUUUUACUCCUUGGCCAAUUUGUUUUUCCUCUACCGUGGUGUUGGUGGGGAUGGCGAUGUCAGUGCUGUUAUUGACGGUGUUGAUGGUUUUGGUUGUUUUCGCGGGUCCGCCUUCCGAUCAGAUAUCUCCACCUUCAUAAACACCAGCAAUAACAUCUCUCACUUUUUUUUCUUCGUCCCAACUAGUUACUGCGCCCUCAAUGGCUUUCUUCAAAAGUACCACACAGAGAACACCGCAACAGAUUUACCCGCCCCACAUGCCAACGAAAUGUUCUCAAAUCCUGCCGACGCAAAAAAUGAGCCAUCUCUUGAGCCCCUGGAGACAUUCAAAUCACAAGACUUUUUCGAUGCCCCCAAUUCGGAGAAAAUAAAAGAAACGGUAGAUGCACAUGGUAGACAUGAUAGUGAGGCAUCCCACUGCAUAAAGAAAUUUUGUCAUGUUUUGCUACAAAUAGAGGGAGACUACAAAAAGGAACCGUUAAAAAAUGGCCAGUGCAAAAAGGAGCGGUGCGAAAAUCAAAUGGACAAUUUCACACACCAAGAAUCACAUCAAGGUAGCGCCACUCAAGGGGACUUACCCAAAUUCGAUGCCCACUUUAUUGACAAAAUUACCCAAGUGCUAGUCGAAAACAGUCUCAGAAUACUCUUCAAUUCUCUUUCGCUUCUAUCCUCUGAAUAUAACAACCUCACAAAUUAUGUCCAGUUGGAUAAACAAGAAAAGGGAUCCAUGUACCAAUUCAUUGUUAACAAGUUAAAGGGUUGCAGAAAUAAAAUGUACAUACUAACUUUUAACCACAAAUUAGAAGGUAGAACAAAUGUUUCAGAAAAUAUUAAAUUCGUUGAACUGUUUAAAAACUUUGUCCUCCUCCUGCACAACAUCAUUUCGAUCAUGUAUAGCUACAACACGGAAAUUAUAUUUUUUCUUUUUAAUUUUAUUUUUAACAUUAAUUAUGAGAAGGGGUCCUUUGACUGGAAUAAUAAUGAACUAUCAGGGGAUCCCCAAGGCGCUUACCCCUUUGUCCAGAAUUACAACUACCAAAUGGGCUGGGGGAAUCAACGGGGGGACUUGUCCUAUGGGGAUUUCGAUCAUAAUACAAUUUCUGAAAAAAACAUCCAAAUGGGAAACGUUCCCAAAAAUGUACACAUGGCAGAUUAUAGCCAUUCGAAGACUAACCUAAUGAGUCAAAAUAAUUCCCACAACGUAGUCUACAGCCAUGGAAAGUCAAACCAACCCGAACCUCCCAAGGUGUAUGAAGACACUCAGUAUAUUAUCCCUAUCCUUCUUCAAAAGGAUAAUAAACAUGCUCAAAAUGAGGAGGAAAAUCAUUUCGUUCAAGAAAAGGGAAAUAAUUUACUAGGAACAGAUCCCUCUCAAAAAUAUACCUACAAAAAUGUGGACCAAUUCGACCAACAAGAAAGAAUCAAGUGGGAAUCCUCCGAAAGGGUGAACUCCAAAUUUGAUGGGAUGAAUCAAACCUAUGUGAACAAUUGGUCGAAUAAUGACAUACCUUGGAAAUACACUCCUCACGGAGGGAAGACGAAAAUAAAAUCCCGGGAUUUCUACACGAGGACAUUCCAAAUUAACGAAUUCGUUGACGUCAUAUACGAACUGUGCGUAUAUAGCAAAAAGGAAAUAAGAAAUUAUUAUCUCUUUUUUAUAAUAGAAAAUAUCAAGAAAAAAGUGGAAACCCUGUUUGAGUCUCUUAAGGACAAAGAACUGAAAGAAAAAAAGAGGCUCUUGUCAAAUAUUAAGCUUUCCUCCAAAGUCCUCCUUUUUUUGUACUACUCCAAAAAGAAGUACAUACUCUUGCUAGAGCAGGCCGCUUACAGCUCGUUCAACUUUUUGUAUGACCACCAUUUUGAGCCAAUCCUUGGGCGUAUAAACAAUCAUAACGGAAAGUGCGAUAGUGCCCCCCCCAUCAAUGGCAAUGGCAAUGGAAAUGACAACCAUAACGGCCAAGUUCCUCGUGUCACGGGGGGGAAACAGGCAACCGAACAGAAAGCACUCACCAGCCUCGCCUACUUCUACAAGAACGUAUUCCUAAACGUACACAGUUUAUAUUUCCUCCUUUUUCAAAGGAAGAAGAAAAAGAGGACCCUUUCUCUUAAAAUCAUGUGGAAAUUGCACCAUCAGUUUAGGCUAAAGUUCACCAAGUGGUGGGGCAAGACAAAGAAAGACGCCUCACCAAAUGGUACGAUGAAACGAGAGAAAAUUCAAAAUUGCAUCGAAGAGGCACAACAUAACAUUCGCGAAGAAGGUGAAGCAACGUCGAAGUAUGAAGGAGACACUGUAGGAAGCCACACACAUGAACCCAAUCGAGAAAACCAAAACCAUCAUCAACAGAAGCAAAAUAAUCAGUGCCAUAACACCUUUAACUACUCAAACGACUGGAAAUUUAACACCAAUAUGUUGAACAUGUACAUAAGCCACUUUGUACUUAAUCAUAUCCCAAGCGACGAAGAAGUUAUCAUUCAAGCGCUACAGAAAGUAGACAUGGAGACGGAGGAAUUGUCUCUAAACUUUUUCGACCACGUAAUGUCUUUCAUAUUGAAGAGAACAUCCAAAUUAAGAGAAGGUGAUACUUGCGUUGAAAACACUACAGAAAGUAAAAGCCAAAAAGGGAAUCCAUCACACAUGAACCAUUUUCUUCUCUUAAUUUAUGAAAAAAUAAAAAGUCUAUACACGAAACUGAUAGGGGAAAUGCUUGCUAAGGAACAAACCAGUAGAAACAAUAUUGAAUCCUUUGUCUAUGUCCUAAAAAUACUAAUUCUGUUGAUCAUCACAAACUAUAGGAAUAGCAACAUAUGCAAAAGAAUAUACAAGGAGAGGUACUUUUAUCUGUCCCACUUGUUUUGCUUCUUUUUCUACGAUAAUGAAAUUGUUAGAGCUUUGUCCAUCAGCUUGAGUUUCUACUUGAUAUUCGAUCAAAACAUCUUGCUAUUGAACAAGCACAGGAUAUUCCUCGAACCGCAUUUGUUACAAGAAGAGAAAUGUAGAAAAGGUGAAAUGGGCUUAGAAAGGGAUGAAUAUUCUCCUAAUUGGUUAACUGAAAAAAUUAACUUGCCUCAUCACACCUGCACAAACAUGUUAGAGAAUUCCUUAAUAAACGAAGUGAAGGUAGAAUAUAUGGAGGGGUACUACAAAGAGGGUCGUAAAAGUAUCAUUAACAAGUGUGGAGACGGAGAAGAUAUACUCCAUCGAGAGACACCUAAAAUGUAUGAUAAUAUCUUCUUUAAUCUACACAGAAAUAGAUACAAGAGAAAAGACACAAGCAAGAAUAAAUAUUUUGAUAAGGAAAUACAGGCCAACCAGAUGGACGAUGUAAACAAGGCCUCAUUUCAUAUAGAGAAAAAAAUCCUUUUCUUUCUUCCCUUUUGGCUUUAUAAAAAACUGCAACCAAAUAAUUUUCUGCUAAAUGUUAAAAAGUUAAAAUCUUUUUUUUCCUUCUCAACCAAAUAUUCCUAUCUGCAUGAGUUCCAUGACGCAAAAUUAAAUUCCAAGGCAAAGGAAUUAUCCUUUUACGGGAACUACAACGCGGAUAAUAUAUUCAGAUCCUACUUCCUCUUCCUUAACAAGUAUUAUCAUUUGUCAAGAAGGUUGAGCACUGCGCCAAUUAGAAUGUCACCGAGUGGAACAGCCACCAUUGGAAGUUCCUCUGACCCUUUGGCCCACAGAAGUUGCAACCAGUCCAUUUGGAGAAGCAUCAUAGAAUCGAAUGAUAAAUUAGAGACACCAAGAUUUCCCAUUUCGAAUGUGAAUUCUUUUCUUUUUUUGAAUGCUAAAGUGGAUAUAAAGCACACUUCCGUAAAUGGGUCGACUUCCUACAUUUCCAAUUUGAUAAAAGUAUUAAAGGUCUUGCCACCUAUAAACGACUCUGCAGAUAAGGAAACGAACUUUUCUUACAUCUACAAUUUGAACGAGCUAUUUUUCUACCUGAACAACUGCUACAUGCAAUUGCUGUGCACAGAAGGUUCCACCAUAUAUCCUGCGGAAGGGUGGAGCGCAUACAACCAAGUGAGCUACGCAACAGGUGAGGAAUCAGCCAAAAGGGAUGAUGUUCAAGUACCAUCAACAAAAAGAAAAAAUAUUCUAAAUGGAUCAACACAAAAGAAUAAUGAAGAAAAUACCAAUGCAAGAAGCACCAAAAACAAGCAGACACAUUACCUCCUCCAAAGCGACUACGAUGAAAUGAUGAGUGCCAUACAUUUCGUUUACACCACCAUUUUCCCCUAUAUUAACAAGCUCCUUUUUUUUAUGUACAACCAAUUGACAAUAAAUAACAAGGGCCAAACUUGGACGAGAAAUGUGAGGAAUGAAACAAGCGCAAGCAUAAGCACAAGUACGAGAGCAAGUGUCGUCAUUCAUUCGAACCUCCUGUUACUGAAAUAUUUAAUAAGCAUCUUAGAUGUAUGCCUGUACAUACAGUUAAUACUAGAGAAAAAAAGAAACAUGGAAGGAAAAAUUCACCACCUAGAUAAUAAUAUAGACCUUUCCCUUUUCGUCUACAAAUUGCUCUUCAUAUCCUUUACUACAUCAUCUUUGAAGAAUAAAAUUUCCAGCUUCUCCCUCAACUUGCUUUACAAUUUUGUGCAUCUGGAUAAUUACUACGUUAGGAUGAAGAAUAGCUGCCAUGAUAAUCUAGCCAUUAUUAAUGAUCGUCUAGCUUGCACGAACCCUAUUGAUAGAACUAGCGACCACCUUGAUGAUAGUAACUUCAACUUGAUCGACGAUGGAGGGGGAAACCCCAUGCUUCUCAAAGAGCAACGACGAAUCAGAAAUAGGAAAAUGGAGAGAAGGAAAAACUUGUCCAUUCUUGUCAACUUUCUUUUCUUCAUACUUUCCAAAUAUAGGAAAAGAAAAAAAAAAGUUAACAAAGGAGAUCCAACUGAGGAAAACGCAAACAACAACGUCUACUCCAACAUAAUAAAUGUUUACGAAAUGGAGAAGACCAUUAAUGUAGAAAAUGCCACAUUUCAGAACCACGAACAGCAGUAUCUAAAAUUAGAUAUUUACUUUGUGAAAAACGUUUUGUCUAUGCUUCACGUAGUCUUGAGGCGAGGCUAUUUUUUUGACGUGCACUUGGUCAAUGAAGACCUAUUAAGCAUAAACAUGGAAGUGCUAAUGCAACAUGAUUUCGCGCCUUUCACGCAGAGGAGGGAAGCCUACCAAACGAAGUUAAAGGGUACUUUGCAAAAUGCCUCAGAGGAGAACGCAGAUGAGGGUAAUAAAAAACAACCAAGAAGCGACAAACAAGAGAUGGAAAACAACAAUGUUGGAACAUAUCCCAAAGGAAGGAUAAACUUACGCAUCUUCAAACAAAUUUUCCUAAACAAAUACAUGAGCACGCUGAUAAACUUCUGCAACAUUUACAACGACAUCAUUAUAGAAUGUUUGCAUAUCCAACUGCUACUCCUUUUUUUCAAAUAUAUCCUUCAAGUAUUCAAGUACCAAAUCUGGAAACAGAAUCUUAUUAAAGAUUCCAACAGUUCGAAGCAACAUAUCUUAGUUCAUUUUCUAAAAUACUACAAAGCGGACAAGGAUGUGUGUAAAUUUAUUAAAAGGAUUUAUUUUGUCAUUUUAAAAUAUGCAAUAUAUAUGCAGAAUAUUCGUAUUUCUGAAGAUGUGCAUAUUCCUUUCAAUGGAGAGAAAAAUAUCCCACGGGAUAAAGAUGCACACACGAGCGUUGAUCAACAGAGCGACCUGAUCAACAAACAUAACUAUCAACUGAAGGAGGAAGCUAUUUACAAAAAUUACUGUCAACUGUUUUACAACUACACGAUAAGUAAGUUCAAAAAUUGUCUUGCGAUCCAUCAGGACGAUGGAUAUAUGCAUCCGAGUGAUCACUACGAGGAAGAGGAUGAUUAUAUCAAAGAAAGAAUUUACAAACAUCAGCAGAACCAGGUGGCCAACUCCAACUAUAUCUGCAUGAUUGAUAUGUACUGUCCUCAAUGUGAAGAAACUAAAAUCCUAUUCCUAUCCAUUGUACUAUUUUUGAGCUUUCUAUUAGACAACUUUCCUUUUUUUUUCUUCCUAAAUGGAAGGGAUAACCAAGCAGAUGAAGGGAACAUUUGGAACCAUAACACGAAAGAUAACAUGGGAAUUUUGUGCGAACGUAUUUUCCACUACUUGGGCAAAAAAAACAUCUACAUCAAUUUCUACAAUUUAAAAGAAGCCAAAUUGUUUGAGAAAUACUUUUUUAAAAUAUUCGUAAAAUUGUUAUUCUGCAAUGAGAGGGAAACGAUGAAUAACUUGCAAAAGUACAAAAUAUAUUUCUACAACAGAAAACUUGAAUCCACUCACCAGGGUGGGAAGACCGACAAAACAGCUGCAAAUAUCAGUACGUCAAGUAUAACGGAAAGCCAACCGAUCAAUCUCAAAAAUAGCGAUGAAAACAAAACGAACAAAGACAAUGAUAUAAAAAAGGGAGGCAAACAAAUGGACACACUUAUCACUGACCAGGCAUAUACACAUCACCUGCAGGAAGAAGGGAGUCCCAUAUUUACACAAAACAUAAGCCAUGAUAAUCACUUUUAUCUAAAUCAUUUCCUCAACUACUUCUUAUUUCAAAAGAAGAAAAAAAACAACUUGGAACUUAUAUAUGACAAAAUUUAUUAUUAUAUCCUCAUCGUCAGCAUGUGUUUCAAAGAUCGAAACUUCCUAGCCUUGUUGCUAUCCCAAAAUGAGAACUUCUUCCUCGAAUUCAACCGAAUGAUACAACACUAUUUGAAAUACGUUUUAAAAAACAAGCAAGAAAUAAAUAAAAAAAAAAAAAAAAAUGAAGUCAUGAUUCAUAACUUGUUGUAUAUAUUCGUCUCCUAUAUAUACAUAUACCUUAACGAACUUUACAACAUUUUUUUUACACAAAUAAAAAAUGUCCUCACUCUUCCUUCCUUUUUUCAAAACAUCAUAUAUGUGGAUAGGAAAACGGUGGACCUAAAUGGACGGGAAAUAAUUAACACACACAUAAAACCAGAGAACACAUCAGUGGAGGCCCUUUACAAUACUUUAAUAAGCAUGAAAAAAAAGAAUUGGAACCAGAAUUUAGAAAAUUACACGGACGAAAAUAUAAAAAAUGUAGUAGUACAUAACAUUUUUCACAAUAACAAUAUAUACUUAUUCAUUUUGUACAUUAUAAAUGAUAAUAAAUACAAUGACAAAACAGAAGGUGGAAGUAGAGACGAAAAAAAAUUACCCAAUCGGAUAGUGUCUUCCUGUUAUGAAGAAAAUCAUCAAUGUGACUGCCCACAACCAAUUCAUCUGGAUUUUAAAAAAAAUGAUAAAAUAUUUUUAAACAAAAUUACCACAAAUAUUGUCCUAUUCUUCCUUUUAUUUUUUUACGAUUACUAUUCAUUCAAUUACGAAAUAAAGGAAAAUAUUCUCAUGCAAAUUGCCAGACAUAUCUUGGAACAUUUCGCUACCUUGUACAAUUCUGACCUCCUCAACAUUCAUUUGAACUACGCUCAAAUGCUCAAAACGGCUAACUUGAAAAGGAAAAAAACACAGCUACCUGGACAGUCGUUAUGCCGAAUAAAUCGGUACUUGAAGAAGUCGGCGGGGGACAGCCCAUCCAAGGAGACAACUGCCCCCGAUGGCAACAGGCAAGGUGAGGAGAAAAUAUAUUCCUCUCACCAGAAAUUUGUGAAGUGUUCUCGUGCGAGUAUUGCCCUGGCGAGGAUAAGGGAAGAGGGACGUAAAAAGAGGGGGGAAAUGCAGAAAGGCCAGACCAUGCGGGGAGAUGCAAAAAUGGGAGAUGCAAAAAUGGGAGAUGCAAAAAUGGGUGAUGCAAAAAUGGGUGAUGCAAAAAUGGGUGAUGCAAAAAUGGGUGAUGCAAAAAUGGGAGAAGACUCUCACUAUCAAAAUGCGCACAAUAAAGAUUUGCGUUACGAUGAGAGCUGCCCCCCUGAGGAGCAGCCCCCGUGCGGAACCCCAAAAGAACCCAGCGAGCCCGGACAAGAGGCCCAGCCGCACAUACAACUAAUUAUCAGACUAGUCGAAAAACUGAAAAGAAACAAAAAGCUCCUAUUCCUGUACACCAUAAACUGCUUCAGAAUAAUACAAACGUAUAGCAAUGUCUCCUCGCUCAUGUUUAAAUACAAAUAUAUAUCGACCCUCCUCCAGAAGCUUGCAUACUUGACGGAGAAAAAUGUUGUAGAAUCUGUUUGGAAUUCAUUCCAUUUUUACCUGAACAGCAAUAACAAAAAUGAAAUAACUGCUUACAACGAAAAAGAUACAUUACAAGUAGAUAAAGAAAUUGGCUACCUUUCCUACAUGUACCUAAACUACUUGUUCAAAUUUAUGUCUUGUUUUCUCCUAUAUGAUGUGGCAACGUUGUACAUGUUCUGCUCGAACAUGCUAAAUGGAUUGGACACUCUGAACAGUCACUUAAAGGAGCUUAUGGACAAUAAGAAGGGCACAUACCUCUGCUCGGUUAUUUUGAAAUUUUACCUUACCAUAACCAACUCCUACUUCUUUGAUUUCUCUCUAUAUGAUAAUGCGCUCGGCCCGAUGAACCACGAAAGGGGGACAAGUCGCAACACGGAAAUGGACUCCCCACAGGAGGUCAUAACGAUACAACUUAUUGAUGGUUUGAGAAAAAAGAAAAGAAAAGAUAAGGGAGAAAUAACUUACUUCUUAUGCGUUAAAAAGUUGAGUAGCGAAUUUUGUAGGAGCAAAUUUCUACACUUUCUAAUUAACUACGUUAUGAACAACCUUGGUAAUAACGUAAACAAAGCCAAGGUAGAAAUUAAACAGAGCACCCACCUAAUCUGUCUGAUUCUGCAGUUAUUGAGUUACCAAAUAAUUUUUAUAGAUAACAAAAAUGAAAUUUUAAAGCUCGCUAAUGUGUUAAUUAAAUACAUCAAGAAGAAGGACCCAUGUCUGGUCACGACGUACUAUAUAAUUUUAUUCUUCAAUUCCUGUUUUAUCAACUCAUCCUUGGACGAGAGAAUAAUAACAUUGCUAUUCAGUUUCGAAAAAAAUGAUAACAUUUGGUUUAACUUGAUAUUCUUGCAAAACAGUAAAAUUAAAAGAAGCAAAGAAAUAUUACUCCUAAUCAAGUUCUCCAUUUUACAUCUCUACCUGCUAUUACUAAAAAAUAAAAACUCUUUCAAAAAAUGCAUCCUCUGUAUUUCUGGUGACUUAAACAUAUACUUCGUUUUCAUAUACGUCCUCAACGAGAUAUAUGAGUACUUCAAAAGUUGCAACAUCGAAUGCAGUCCAUUCCGAGCAACGAACAUAAAUCAGCAUGAAAAGAGCAAAAAUGAAAAUACAAAAAGGGAGAAGUAUAACAAGUAUUUCUACCUGUACGCAGAACUCCUCGUUAUCAUCACAGAAAUGAUUAAAAUAAUGAAUACUAAUGAUGUCAAUAAAUACAUCACCAUUCAACAUAACAAGGAGAAAGACAACUUGGUCUUACAAUUUAAAAAUUUGUACAGAAAAAUAAAAAACGAAUUAAAGCAGUUCGAGCAAUCAAUAAAAUUGAUAAAGUAUCUCAUAUUUAUUCACCCCCUUAUGAUUAAUAUACAUGAACUGCACAAGUUCUACUUAUGCAUAUACAUAAAGGAGUACCACUACUUCCACAAGGAAUUUUUUAAAUACGAUAUGUUCCUAGCAGAUUAUUUGAGCCUACUUCGGGACAAAAGGAAAGCAAAAAUCUCUAACAUGGGGACAGCUCAACGAGGUUCGGAAGGCAAAGAAACAGGGAAAGUUUCUUCCGAGACGGCCCCAAAGCAAACAUACCAUUUUUCGAAUGAUGGAAUGACGAAAAAGGACAAUAAAGAUAUUUCUCCCCAUGCGUUAGUAGAUGUCGCACAAAAAGGGACCACCUUCGAAAAAGAUAAUAUGCACUUUUAUUUUUUUUUCAACACUCCAAAGAAUUAUAAUUACCAAGUAAACAAUUUAUGUUCUUCUAUCCUUCAAAAUGAGUUUCAGGGUUCCCUCAGCAAAUUUUUUUCCUCCUCUAGUAACCGAUGUGAUAAUUCUGACACCCGUUUGCAAUACAACACUGAUCAGAUUAAAAUUUACGCUCACUACAUUCAUGAUAGUGUUAAUUAUGCUAUUGAAUUUUUUAGUUCCUUCUGA